This is a messenger RNA of Didymodactylos carnosus, 497 nucleotides long. Lineage: Eukaryota; Metazoa; Rotifera; Eurotatoria; Philodinida; Philodinidae. The record is from the annotation of a GenBank genome assembly.
UUUUUCAGAAAACCGGAUCUCCAAGAGUCAAGAGCACGAAUCUUUUUAGAGCAUUUACUACCUCACUGAGGUCUAUCGAUUCAUGUACAAAUCAUUGGAAUCGGAAGGGGAUACCUGGGACGAUUCCCUCGUUAGCUAUACACAAAUUCACACACAAAUCACAACAUAAUUGACAAAGACAGUAUCCAUAUAUUUUCUCGAUUUCGUACAGUCUAAAAACAUUGAAAUUUAUUUGUACAAUAAAUAAUUUGCUUUUAAAUAACGAUAAAUGAGUACACAUUCACAGUUCUUUUUUUUCCCUCUAGUUUAUUCUACUCUUAAACAAAAUAAGAAAAAAUAUUGUGUUUUCUCUUUCAGAUUCCCCUCUAUCAUCGUCCGGUAUAUUGAGUGAUGAUAGUAGUUGUUAUCAUGAUACAUUAUCAACAUCAAUGCCAAUGGAUAUUGGUGGACAUGAAACAACAUCACAAACACAACAUACUCCACUUCCGUCCACAGCU